GCGGACCCCGCAGCGAUGAAGGGGCCCCCGGGGGCCCGCAACCCGAGAGCCCCCGGGGCUGGAGGCGCGCGCGGCCCGGGCCAACAGCCUGGGGGCGCCGGGGCCGGCGCGUAGGGGCCGCCACCGCGAUGGAGCGCGCCGGGGACGAUCCGGACUCGUCGCCGCAGACACUUGGACUCGGCUGGAUUCAAGCAACAUGCCUGCCGCUAUGAUUUCUAUUACAGUUGGCGUCGCCCAGCAACCGUGGUGCUCUCUGUGCGCCAAGCGCCAUGAUCGUGUUUUCCAUGGACCCCUCAUUUGAUCCCAAAGUGGCCUGGUGUCCACCCCGCAGGGUUCCUGACCCACCCCAGAAGGCAACCCCCACCAGACUCCGGUAGGGCCGGACUCCGCAGACCUGCUUCGGCAAUGGGUAACGAGGAGCUGUGGGCCCAGCCAGCCUUGGAGAUGCCAAAGAGACGGGACAUCCUCGCGAUUGUCCUCAUCGUGCUGCCUUGGACGCUGCUGGUCACCGUGUGGCACCAGAGCACCAUCGCACCCCUGCUCGCCGCACACAAGGAUGACGGCAGCGACCCCCGGCGCGAGGCACCACCCGGCGCGGACCCCAGGGAGUACUGCAUGUCCGACCGCGACAUCGUGGAGGUGGUGCGCACCGAGUACGUGUACACGCGGCCCCCGCCCUGGUCCGACACGCUGCCCACCAUCCACGUGGUGACGCCCACCUACAGCCGCCCGGUACAGAAGGCUGAGCUGACGCGCUUGGCCAACACACUGCUGCACGUGCCCAACCUGCACUGGCUGGUGGUGGAGGACGCGCCGCGCCGCACGCCGCUGACCGCGCGCCUCCUGCGCGACACCGGCCUCAACUACACGCACCUGCACGUGGAGACGCCGCGCAACUACAAGCUGCGCGGGGACGCGCGCGACCCGCGCAUCCCGCGGGGCACCAUGCAGCGCAACCUGGCCCUGCGCUGGCUGCGUGAGACCUUCCCGCGCAACUCCAGCCAGCCCGGCGUGGUGUACUUCGCGGACGACGACAACACCUACAGCCUGGAGCUCUUUGAGGAGAUGCGCAGCACCAGGAGGGUGUCCGUGUGGCCCGUAGCCUUCGUCGGCGGCCUUCGGUACGAGGCCCCGAGGGUCAAUGGGGCCGGGAAGGUGGUCGGCUGGAAGACUGUGUUCGACCCCCACCGGCCGUUUGCCAUAGACAUGGCGGGCUUUGCGGUCAACCUGCGGCUCAUUCUGCAGCGAAGCCAGGCCUACUUCAAGCUCCGCGGCGUGAAGGGCGGCUACCAGGAAAGCAGUCUCCUGCGAGAACUUGUCACCCUCGGUGACCUGGAGCCCAAGGCAGCCAACUGCACCAAGAUCCUGGUCUGGCACACACGGACUGAGAAGCCGGUGCUGGUGAACGAGGGGAAAAAAGGCUUCACUGACCCCAUGGUGGAGAUCUGAGCCCCAGGACACAGGAGCCCCCUUCUCAGACCUGCUCCUGGCCACCUGUGCUCCCCACGCAGGUGGUCCCUCCGAGGCGGACUCCUGUGGAAUCGCCGUCACCCUCCUUUCUACUCUGGGGCCUUCAGAGAGACCAGCCUGAUGCCAGGACAAAGGACGGAGACCCUAAAGCACAGAAACCCCAGACCUGUUGUUCUGUUUCGUCUGCCCUGGCAGGGCCGGCAGGGGCAGACACCAUGGGCCCCAGCCCGGGAGUGAUGCCAGGCUGGGCGGGGGCGAAAGACCCCGGCAGUCCAGCAGAGGGCUCCCCGGCUCCCCCUCGAGGCCCCACGACCGCACAGGACACCUGGCCAGGGACUGCGGAAGACGGCAAGCAGCCCCCACGCCCGGCAUCAGGAACGAGCUGCUCCGAGACGCAGCCCCUCCAGCCGGCUUUCCUCUGGCUCCUGCUCCGGAGCGGAAGGCUGUCUGUGCUCCCAGCAGGUGGCCAGCCCUGUGUGCGGGGAGUCAGGCUGCCAGCGGGCUCCCCUCCCCGUACCUCAACCUCGUGGAGGGAGCAGAGCGCCUUCCCCGGCUCUCGUCCCAGCGCAAGGAAGGAGGUGGGCCCUCGACCCAGCACAGGGUAUAGACCACACGGCACCUCCCCAACGCCCACUGGGCUCCGGGCCCCUCGCCUGGGCUGGGACUGGGGAGGCAGGAGCCCCCAACCCAGAGCCGUGAGAACCACAGGCCUCAGGGGCUCGAGGGAGCAGGUGGGCCAGGAAGAGAGAGGAGGGGCCCGGGCGGUCCCAGGGCUCCUCCCUGCCCCUGGCUGGGGGACUCUGGAUUAGCAGAGGGAUUUACAGAAGCGGGCAGAGAUGAUCCGGACCCUGAGGGCAGGAUACCUGAGCACACACUGCUUUGGAAAUCAUGUGAUUUACACACCAAGCGAGAAGUAAAACCUCCCUUCUCCCUAAACUGGGGGCCCGAAGAGCAAGCCGGCCUCAUGUCCAGUCGCCCCUCCGCCCCAGAGAAGGAACCGUGCGCGGCCCUCAGCCAGGAGAAGAGGUGCCCGUCUCCCUGGCUUCCCGACGGGGCCGGCCUUCCGCCAGUCUCCACUCACACUCCCGAGCGUUGGAAGCACAAUUUUCCUCCCCCGUGGAGGCAGAGGAAGGGCCCGAGCCCGCUGAACAGGUGUUUACUUUUAACCGCUAAUAGCCCCUACUCCGCUUAGACUCACCGGAUGGGCCUGCGGGCCUUGGAGAGCCCACUCCUGGGUGCGUGGAUGGGUGGGCGGUGGGCCACAGCCCAGCGACCUAACAUUCACGGAGGAGUAUCGGCUGCCUGUUUUGAAGUGGAUUUAACUCCUCACCAUAGUCACGAAAACUUCGAGGGAGGGCUCACGUCCCUGAGGGCCCUGAGCCACCUGCAGGACGUCCCACACCCAUGGUUGCCUGGGAACCAAGUGGGUGGUGGGGAGGGGAGGGUGGGCGAGGGCGGGCACCGUCGAGCAAGUGAACUCAUGCAGGGUACUCCACUGCCUCACGCGCCGGGACCAGCCCCAAACGCGGGGUCAGCUUGGCUGGGCUUGGGCCACCUUGGCCCGAAACCCAGGGCUCGUUUUCAGGAAAUUGAUAAUGAACGACAACAUGGUUCCUCUCUUUUUUUUUGGCAGAUGCUAGUUCUGUUGUUUUCACCUAAUAUCCUCUCUUAGCUGCAUGUGUAUUUAUUCAUCAUUAUAACCCUGAUGGACCGCAGCUUUCACCUUCAUUGGGAAUGAGUUUGCUGUGAAGCAGAAUUGGGCCCAUGGCUACAGUUUUUCCAAAUGCAGCCUGUUCCCUGCUCGCCCCCGUACAGGAGCGAGGUGGGGGCCGGCGUCCGGAGGACAGAGACGGGGAGGGUGGGGCCCCCAAGCUGCACUAUCGGGUCUGUUUUAAUUUAACUGUAUUUAAUUUGUUUUGAAAUUAAAAGUCAACUAUGGUU
Molecule: messenger RNA, 3411 nt
Organism: Balaenoptera musculus (blue whale)
Lineage: Eukaryota; Metazoa; Chordata; Mammalia; Artiodactyla; Balaenopteridae
Gene: B3GAT1
Product: beta-1,3-glucuronyltransferase 1
Exons: 8
Coding region: 406-1449 (347 amino acids)
Biological process (GO): carbohydrate metabolic process; chondroitin sulfate proteoglycan biosynthetic process
Cellular component (GO): Golgi membrane
Molecular function (GO): galactosylgalactosylxylosylprotein 3-beta-glucuronosyltransferase activity
Source: RefSeq, a predicted model, not a curated record